AUGGCAACAGUGCUAGACCUAAAAAUGGGUGAACCAAGACUAAAAACAAGUUGGGUGUGGGCUUAUUUUGACGUGAAAACUUUGCCUGAUGGGGAAACUGUGGCUUGCUGUAAGACCUGUGGGAAAACGUUUAAACACGGUGGUAGCACGUCAAACUUAAUAAACCACCUCGCGAAGACACACAAAGUGUUUCGUCCUGAGAAUUAUAAUAAUGGUAAUGGAAAUGGGAAACGUUCAAGUGGGGAACAACAACCAUUGAUACCACCGCCAUAUAGUAACAAUAGUAACACUACUAAUUACGCGUUAGAUCCGUUAUCUAUAAAUAAUUUAACUCUACACCCGCUGGAAUUUUUGUUUGGCACGUGGCGUGGACAAGGAAAAGGGAAAUUCACGGGUAUUAAUGAUUUUGUGUACGGCGAAGAAAUUCAAAUUAGUCCGGAUGAAGCUGGUCGUGGUUGGCUAUACUAUAGACAAAGAACGUGGAAUCCUGCUCGAAAUGACAUGAAUUUUCAUAGUGAGUCUGGAUAUAUUCGAUGUCCCGGAAUGAGGAACAAAGUAGAAUUGGUCUUGGCGCAGCCGACUGGAAUAGCUUCAGUGGAAGAAGGUCAAAUAGAAGGAACCACCGUAUCUUUACGAUCAACUAAUAUUGCUCGUUCCUCGACUGCAAAGCCACCACACGUAGCUGGAUACACAAGAAUUUGGAGUGUAAAUCCAGAUACCAAUCAAUUAACAUACACGUUCAGCAUGUCCACUCAAGAGAAACCAAUGGAAGAGCAUCUUGUCGCUACUUUAAUAAAGGCUUCAUAA
Molecule: messenger RNA, 807 nt
Organism: Ambispora gerdemannii
Lineage: Eukaryota; Fungi; Glomeromycota; Glomeromycetes; Archaeosporales; Ambisporaceae
Source: the annotation of a GenBank genome assembly